Molecule: messenger RNA, 1230 nt
Organism: Patella vulgata (common limpet)
Lineage: Eukaryota; Metazoa; Mollusca; Gastropoda; Patellidae
Product: glyoxylate reductase/hydroxypyruvate reductase
Exons: 3
Coding region: 177-1151 (324 amino acids)
Cellular component (GO): cytosol
Molecular function (GO): glyoxylate reductase (NADPH) activity; NAD binding; hydroxypyruvate reductase (NADH) activity
Source: RefSeq, a predicted model, not a curated record
GCAGAACAGAAAAACGUUAAAACCCAUUUCAUUUCAUUUUUGUUAUCGUCAAGUUACUCAAAUGAUGCAAGCGCCACCACCUCUUAUCUAUUGUGUACAUAGCUUAAAUUGACCUAGUCACAAGUUGGUGUACGCUCGAUACGACGCGAGGCAAACUAGUUUGUGUAGCUUGAAAUAUGUCAGUUAAACCGACAGUGUUUUUCACUAGAUCAGCUCCACCGAAUGGUGUCGCACUUCUUGCACAAGAAUGUGAGCUACAAAUAUGGGAGAGUGAGGAUCCCAUACCCAGAGAAGAACUGUUACGCAGAGUAAAGGGAAUCCACGCUCUAUUUGUUCAUCCACCUAUACGCGUGGACUCGGAGCUGUUCGAUGCAGCGGGUCCACAGUUAAAAGUUGUUGGUACCAUGUCUGUUGGUUUAGAUCAUGUAGAUCUAGCAGAAUGUAAGAAGAGAAACAUCCCCGUGGGUAAUACCCCUGGUGUUUUAACUUCAGCUGUAGCAGAAUUAACUGUUACCUUGCUGUUAGCCACAGCUAGAAGGAUGAAACAAGCAUUCCAAGCAGUCCACAAUGGUAGUUGGGGCACAUGGGAAAGUGGAAUGUGGAUGACGGGAACUUUGCUUGAAGGCAAAACACUCGGUGUUGUUGGAUUGGGGCGUAUUGGUAUGGCGGCAACACGUAGGCUGAAGCCGUUUGGUUUCUCUAAGAUAUUAUACUGUGGACGAAGUAAGAAAAGUUACGAUGCUGAAGUCGGGGCAGAAUUCGUGGACUUUCUUCAGUUGUUAAAAGAAUCGGAUAUAGUUAUUGCAACGUGUUCAAUAACGGACGAAAAUAAAGGACUAUUUAAUAAGCGUGCCUUUAAAGCCAUGAAAAACACAUCCAUUUUUAUAAACGUCACCAGAGGCGCGUUGGUUAAUCAGGAUGAUUUAUUUGAAGCCCUGACAACGGGAGAGAUAGGUUCGGCGGGGAUUGACGUCACAACACCCGAGCCCCUAGCAACGGACGACAAGCUACUGAGCUUAUCGAACCUUACCGUAUCGCCACAUAUAGGUAGCGCCACUGUCGAGUCCAGGUCGGCCAUGUGUGAAGUAACGGCUAGAAAUAUAUUAGCUGGAUUAAAAGGGGAACCAUUGCCGUCUCCAGUUCUAAUCUAAAUCAGUAUAAUUUGUAAUGUAUAUUUAGUGUGAAUUUGCAUAUUGUUUAAUAAGCCUAUCAAAAUAAUAUAUAUAUAUU